Messenger RNA from Schistocerca gregaria, 1431 nucleotides. It is a transcript of the gene asrij, whose product is annotated as OCIA domain-containing protein 1. The coding region runs from base 408 to 1223 and encodes 271 amino acids. Gene Ontology annotation, cellular component: endosome. The transcript is spliced from 7 exons. Lineage: Eukaryota; Metazoa; Arthropoda; Insecta; Orthoptera; Acrididae. The record is from RefSeq and is a predicted model, not a curated record.
GACUUGAAUUGGCUUGUCGUGACUGUGCUCUGACAGCCAGUAUGAAUCGGCGUAAUUACUGUUACAUUUUCUGUAGCUGUUAGUGUGUGAAAGAUUUUUGGAUGAAUAAAGAAAUAAAUUUUAUGUGUUGACAAAGAGAACGCUAUAAAAAUUGUGGUUUGAGAGACCAAACAUAGCAUGAAAUUGGGUUAUAUGCGGGCAAUAGCUAGCUCACGAGUAUGAUGUGACAAUUGUGAAACUAAAAAUGACAGGUAUUCGAAAUGCCUACGUUAAUGAAUAUAAUAAAAUUGUAAACAGCAUUUGAUGUUGGCUGCCUUGGAGUGUGCGUACCAGCCAGAGAUCACUAAUAUCAACUUAUUUAGUAAGUAUCACUGAUGUUAUGUGAAUGGGGAUUGUAGAUUGUAAACAUGGCAGCGCCUGUAGGGAUUGAUGGGCUGGAUCCACCGCAGAAUCCUGAUACUCACGGAGCUCCUCAUGGCAGGCUUGAUCCCCAGUUUUCACCUCAGAUGCCUUACCGGCUUACGAUGGAAGAAGUAAGAGUACUAAGACAGUGCAACCGAGAUAGUUUCUAUCAGAGAUCGUUACCUUUCGCAACAAUUUUGGGUGGUACAACCUAUUUAGCCGUGAAGUCAGGUUACUUCAAGGCUCACCCUCGUUUCGGUGCCACCCCAAAAGUCAUUGUGGCAGGCCUCUUGGGUUAUUUUGUGGGGAAAGUAUCAUACCAGAGCAGAUGUGCUGAGAAAUUGAUGCAGCUUCCCAACAGUCGUAUUGGAGAAGCUCUAAGGCAAAGGAAGAGACAAGGAAAUCAAGAAAUACUAACAAUGGAUCCAAGUUUUGGUGCUGGAGUGUCAUUACCAACAUUUGGAAGUUUGGAUACAUUCUCAGAUGUAGGGCCACAACAUGACUUGGAUUCUGGAUAUCCAGCGAGUGAAGGGUUAGAUGAUACGUACAGGCCAACUCUCGACUCACCAGCAUUUGAAGAAGAGAUGCCUUUGCCUGAGGCACAGCAGCGUUCUACAACAUAUGAAGAACUACGUAGGAAGAACAGAGAAGAAUAUGAGCAAAAGAAAACAAAACCAUACAGAGGUAUAACGGGUACUGAUGAAGUGCCUACUGUAAUUCGUCAACAAACACCAUUGGAGGAACAGGCACCCAAAAGACCUACACCACCACCUUCUUGGAACAAACCAAAAAACAAAUAUGGAGAUGUGUGGGAAGAAUAACAUAUUUGCUCCGUUGCGGUCUUUAUGUGCGGAUUUUUUAGAUUGUCUUUUAUGAGGUAUUCGGCAAUAAAUUGUUUGGCUAUUAUUUUAGCAGAAAAUAUUUUUGAGUGAUUAUGUUUUUAUGAUGAAUAUUUGCAGUUGAUCAACAUAUAUGCUAAUUUUCCAAAAACUUGUUUCAAAUAUAUUGAUACAAUUUUAUCGCUAUUUA